GUGUUGAGCAUUGCACUUUCGACGUAUGUUGUGAGCAGUACCCAUGACAGUCUUAAGAACAAACAGGGAUUGCCUAUAUUGAAUCAAUUUAUUAGCUGGAUGACUCUAGUUUCUUCCUCGGUGUUGCCGUUACUGAGCCCCACAUUUCUCUUCCAGAGACUGUUCAGCAUUCUGCUCUCCCUGAUGUCCACCUACCUGCUCCUCAGCACAGGGUAUGAAGCUCUGUUUCCACUGGUGCUGUCUGGCUUGAUGUUUGUGUGGAUAAAUAUGGAGCAAGAAGCACUGCAGCACUAUGGUCUUUCACACAAACCAAAGCUUACUGUGUUCAACUUCGCCUAUGCCACUGAUAUAACUCAGUUUCGACAGCUCCACCUAGAUGACGUCCGCAGGUCUUUCUUCUUCGUUUUCUUCAUAGUGACAGCCUUUUUUGGCACUGGAAACAUAGCUUCUGUAAACAGUUUUGAUCCUGCUUCUGUCUAUUGUUUCUUGACUGUGUUCAGUCCCUUCAUGAUGGGAAGCUUGCUUUUGCUAAAGGUUGUAAUCCCGUUUGUUCUGGUAUCAUGUGCUUUUGAAGCUGUUCAAGUCACAACACAACUGUCUUCUAAGAGCCUUUUCCUCAUUGUUCUUGUGAUUUCAGACAUUAUGGCUUUGCAUUUUUUCUUUAUGGUUAAAGAUUAUGGAAGCUGGCUGGAUAUCGGAACAAGCAUUAGCCACUAUGUGCUGGUGAUGUCGUUGACCAUAUUUAUGAUGCUGAUGAAUGGAUUGGCCCAGGUGCUAACUGCGAAGAGACUUGACCUUCCCAGAAGGACUAAGCACCAUUCCACGUGA
Molecule: messenger RNA, 828 nt
Organism: Eurypyga helias (sunbittern)
Lineage: Eukaryota; Metazoa; Chordata; Aves; Eurypygiformes; Eurypygidae
Product: GPI ethanolamine phosphate transferase 1-like
Exons: 10
Biological process (GO): GPI anchor biosynthetic process
Cellular component (GO): endoplasmic reticulum membrane
Molecular function (GO): mannose-ethanolamine phosphotransferase activity
Source: RefSeq, a predicted model, not a curated record